AAUCUCCAACCAUGAUGACUGCACGAUAAUGCAUUAUUCUCUAUCAGCAAACCUGCCAGUUUGGCUUGGCCGCGUUUGGGAAACACCUUUUAAUCAACGGAGAUUACUUGGAAUGAAAGGUUUCGGGGCCCUCCUUAGGCAAACGUAAUCUGGCCCUCUGUAGAAAGCAAACAGAGCCUGGGAUAUAAGAUCGAGGGCCAGGAUCCACUCUCAUCCUGGAUCGCGGGCCCCUCUGGACAGAGCAGGAAGGUCACGGCCGCUAUGGAGCCCAAGGUGAUCUGCGUGGUGGUGCUGGCCUUAUCGCUGGCUCUCAGCAGCCUGGCGCAGGACGAGACCGAGACGUGUCAGGUGGAACCCCACCAAAGACAGAAUUGCGGUCACCCCGGCAUCACGGCUAAGGAGUGCAAAGAUAAACGCUGUUGCUUUGACAGCACAGUCCGUGGAGUCCCGUGGUGCUUCCAUGCGCGCAUGGAGGGGGAAGAGUGCGAGUUUUAGAUACUUUUCCAGUGGAAGUGGCAUUGGAGUGAGAAGGACGUCUGCCUGGUGCCAGGGGCUCAGCUCCAUCGCUGGCUGGAUAUCUUGGGGUCCUAUGAACCUGAACUCCCUGCCUGGAUUGACUGCUCAGAUUCUUUGUAUUCCAAAUUAGCCUAAAAAUUAAAAGAGAUGAAUGUUC
This is a messenger RNA of Bubalus bubalis (water buffalo), 673 nucleotides long. RefSeq names its product trefoil factor 1 (gene TFF1). The transcript is spliced from 3 exons. NCBI's taxonomy places the organism in Eukaryota, Metazoa, Chordata, Mammalia, Artiodactyla, Bovidae. The record is from RefSeq and is a predicted model, not a curated record. The coding region runs from base 262 to 495 and encodes 77 amino acids. Gene Ontology annotation, biological process: maintenance of gastrointestinal epithelium.